Molecule: messenger RNA, 660 nt
Organism: Penicillium digitatum Pd1
Lineage: Eukaryota; Fungi; Ascomycota; Eurotiomycetes; Eurotiales; Aspergillaceae
Product: rRNA-processing protein RRP17
Cellular component (GO): nucleolus
Molecular function (GO): rRNA binding
Source: RefSeq, a predicted model, not a curated record
AUGGGCCCCAAGGAUUUGAAAAAGCGCAAAAUUGUUGCCGGGCCUAAAGUUGAGGAGGUCAAUUUCGACAGCGAGUCCCGACAGGAAUGGUUGACUGGGUUUCACAAACGCAAGGUGCAACGCGCUAAGCAUGCGCAAGAAAAUGCUGCCAAGAGAUACAAAGAGGAGAAGAGAGAAGCACGAAAAAAGAUUCGAGAGGAUCGCAAGAAAGACUUCGAACAGGCAAUGGCGGAGCAUAAAGCAGUACUCAAGCGCAUGAAGGAGGACGCCGGGGAUCUCGGCGAAAUGGAAGGCGAGAAAGAGGAGGAAGAUUGGGAGGGAAUUGAAGAGCCUCCAGCGGUGGACUACGAAGCCGAGUACAUCGAUGAGGACAAAUACACAACAGUCACGGUUGAAGAAAUGGAUGCAUCCCGUGAGGGUCUGCUCAAGGCUGCCAAGGGGGAGGACUCAGAGAAUGAGGAAGAGAAAAAAUAUCCGGUCGAGUCGGAGGCCGACACAAAGGCUAAGAAGAGAAAGCCCCGGAGUGCAGCCUCAGAAGCAGCCAGGAAGAAGAAGAGGAACUUCCGCUACGAGACCAAGGUUGAGCGCAGGCAAACAAUGUUAAAGCAACGGUCUGUGAAAGCAAAGAAAGCGAAGGCGCGAAAGGGGGCAGAGGAAUGA